Onychostoma macrolepis is the source of this 779-nucleotide messenger RNA. Its product is annotated as lithostathine-1-alpha-like. The record is from RefSeq and is a predicted model, not a curated record. The coding region runs from base 1 to 747 and encodes 248 amino acids. Lineage: Eukaryota; Metazoa; Chordata; Actinopteri; Cypriniformes; Cyprinidae. The transcript has a single exon.
AUGAAAGUCACUGUGUUUUUACUUUUGAGUCUUUUUGGACUGAACUUCUGUGUCUAUAGAAUCCACUAUAUUGUGAAAGAAAAAAUGACUUGGAACGAUGCACAGAAGUACUGCAGAGAGCGCUAUGACGACCUUUCCACUAUCAAUAAAGAAGAGGCAGAAAUGCUCUCCAUUUAUACAGACUCUGUGUAUCAUCUUAACUGGGUUGGACUAUACAGAACUUCUAACAACUCAGAAAAAUGGAUUUGGUCUGGAGGUGAGAUGGAACCAAUUGACAACUGGGAUAGCAAUCAACCAAAUUAUGAUUCUGAAAACUGUGGCGCACUAAAACAAUCCAAUUCUAAACUGCACGAUAUUACAUGCUCUGAGACACUAUCUUUUUACUGCAUGGAGGUCUUCGCCCCAGUUUUGGUGCAUCAGAAUAAGACGUGGGAUGAAGCCCUGGACUAUUGCAGAAAAAAGUACACUGGUCUGGCAAGUCUAAGUUCUGAGGCAAUUGUGGAAGAGGUGAUAAAUGAGACCAUAACAUCCCAGACAGCUUAUGUGUGGAUUGGUUUGCGCUUUAUGGCUGGUCAUUGGUUCUGGGUCAAUGGAGAUGAUCUUCAAUAUAAAGCCUGGUUUGUGGAGGGAGAGAUCCAGUGUCCUGCUGGAAAUCUGCGCUGUGGAGCUCUGGAUAGAGAAGAGAAGCUCUGGAAACCCGCAGAUUGUGAGGAAAGACAUAAUUUUCUCUGCCUUAAGAAGCCAUAAAAGUGCUUAAAAUAUAUGUAUUCUAAUAUGUA